AUGCCGGCCAUUGUCGCAGAGGGACAACAACAGACCUCGCCACAUCCGCCAGAUCUCUCCAAGCGACUCCCCAAACUCACACCUCGCCGACGACGAGAUCCCGCCGACCAAACCAACGACACAUCUAACUCCAAGGAGCAGUCACAACCGCCUCCGCCGCCGACUCCUGCGCUCCCUCCACCGCCAUCCCUCAAAGAUCACAAGUUUAUCGUUCCCCGAAGACGGAUCCUCUCUCAAAACGACCAUGAAGUCUUCCUCGCGUCUCCCGCGUACGAUCUCAUCGUGGGCUUCGUUUUCACACUAUCAGACUCCGUGCGGGGAAUGACCGUCAGUCAAGCGAAGAAGUCGUCCGCCGCAGAAGACCCUACGAUUCAACUCCUCUUGACGAUCCUCGACGAGGCCGACGGCUGCCUCCAGCGCUGCCCCCCUCUCGAGACCGGCUCGCGCUUUGGCAACCCGGCAUUCAGGGACUUCCUCGCCGCCAUCGACAAUGCUCUACCGGCUUGGCAGCAACGACUCGGCGUACAGGAUGCCUCGGCGCGAGAGGAGAUUGCCGUGUACCUCUCCAACGCCUUUGGCAGCGGAUCACGGAUCGAUUAUGGCAGCGGUCACGAACUGAAUUUCGUCCUCUGGCUACUCUGUCUCCGACAACUCUCCAUCCUCUCGGACGCGAGCUUCCCGGCCAUAGCCCUCCUCGUCUUCCCUCGCUACCUCCAACUCAUGCGCUCGGUGCAGAGCACAUACUACCUCGAACCGGCGGGCUCCCACGGCGUCUGGGGCCUGGACGACUACCAAUUCCUGCCCUUCCUCUUCGGCGCCAGCCAGCUCGUCGACCACGCGCACCUCCGGCCCCUGAGCAUCCACAGCGCCCUCGUCCUGGAAGAGUGCGCGCCGGACUUCCUCUACCUCGACCAGGUCGGCUGGGUGAACGCGAGCAAGACCGUGCAGGGGCUCCGCUGGCACUCGCCCAUGCUGGACGACAUCUCGGCCGCGAAGUCCUGGUCCAAGGUCGAGGCCGGCAUGCGCCGCAUGUUCCUCGCCGAGGUCCUCAGGAAGCUGCCCGUCGCCCAACAUUUCCUCUUCGGGUCGCUCCUGCCGGCGGCCGAGGGCAUGAGCGUCGAGGGCGCGGCCGAGCGGGUCUCCGAGGAGGAUGUCGGCGAGGUCGAGGUCACGGUCGACGGCAUGAGGCAUAAGCAUGUGGCGAACAGCUGGGGCGACUGCUGCGGGAUCAAGGUGCCGAGUGCGGUGGGGGCCAGGAUCGAGGCGAGGAAGGCGGGUGCGGGGAGUGAAUUACGGCGAGUCCCCUUUGACUGA
Dissoconium aciculare CBS 342.82 is the source of this 1314-nucleotide messenger RNA. Its product is annotated as Phosphotyrosyl phosphatase activator. Gene Ontology annotation, molecular function: peptidyl-prolyl cis-trans isomerase activity; protein tyrosine phosphatase activator activity. Gene Ontology annotation, biological process: mitotic spindle organization. Gene Ontology annotation, cellular component: protein phosphatase type 2A complex; nucleus; cytoplasm. The transcript has a single exon. The record is from RefSeq and is a predicted model, not a curated record. NCBI's taxonomy places the organism in Eukaryota, Fungi, Ascomycota, Dothideomycetes, Mycosphaerellales, Dissoconiaceae. The coding region runs from base 1 to 1314 and encodes 437 amino acids.